GGCUCUCCCGGUUCCCGGACUCUGCAGCGGCGACCCGCCAAGACUCUCUGCUACCGCCCGGCUGCUCGUGUAACUCCCCGGGUAGGCUACACCGACAAGGCGGUGGGUCAUCCUACAUCUGACGGGUUAAAAAAUUUGUCCUCCACCUCGAUGGAAGCGGACGGUUUCGUGUCCCGGCGAACGUCCCUGGAAACAGCGGGCGUCGACAGCCGGGUCGCAGGCACCGCAGCCGGGGCAGAGUUUCGAUGGCUGGGCGGGAGGCUCCUGGACACCACGGGGGGAUUCGUUGGGUCUUUUCCGCCGAGGAAGACGGGGGAAUCGGGAUUUGCCCCGGUGUUGCAUCGGGCAACUCCGGAGACCUCGACCUCUGUGGAGCCAGAAAUAGACUAUGAAGGACUGCCUCAAGGAGUAGCGACCAGCACACAUAUGCUGGCAGGAUCCGUGGCUGGCAUCAUGGAGCACUGCCUUAUGUACCCCAUCGACUGUGUCAAGACUCGCAUGCAGAGCCUUCACCCCGAGCCGGGGGCGCGCUACAGGAACGUGAUGGACGCGCUGCGGCAGAUCGUGCGGACGGAGGGCGUGUGGCGGCCGAUCAGGGGCGUGAACGUGCUGGCGGUGGGGGCGGGGCCCGCGCACGCCCUCUACUUCGCCUGCUACGAGAAGAUCAAGUUCUCGCUCGGCGACGCCGUUCACCCCGGCACCAACAGCCACUUCGCUAACGGGGUGGCAGGCUGCGUGGCUACGUUGCUGCACGACGCCAUCAUGAACCCAGCAGAAGUUGUGAAGCAGCGCAUGCAGAUGUUCAACUCGCCGUACCGCGGCGUGCUGGACUGCGUGGGCUCGCUGCUGAAGCGCGAAGGCCCGGGCGCCUUCUACCGCAGCUACACCACCCAGCUGACGAUGAACGUGCCGUUCCAGGCGCUCCACUUCAUGACCUACGAGUACCUCCAGGAGCUGCUCAACCCCCACAGACAGUACAACCCUUCCUCCCACGUGGUGUCGGGCGCCCUCGCCGGGGCCCUGGCCGCCGCCGCCACCACCCCCCUCGACGUGUGCAAGACCCUCCUCAACACGCAGGAGGCCCAGGCCGUCCACGUGGUCCAGGCCGAGGCGUCGGCGGCGGCGGCGGUCGGGGCGGCCGCCGCCUCGGCCGCCGGCAGCCGCCACAUAUCCGGCCUCGGCGAGGCCUUUCGGACGGUGCACAGAAUGGGCGGCGUGCCGGCGUUUUUCAAGGGCGUCCAAGCCCGCGUCAUCUACCAGAUGCCCUCCACCGCCAUCAGCUGGUCCGUCUACGAGUUCUUCAAGUACAUCAUCACCAAGAAGCAGCACGAGCGGCGGCUGCGCGGGGAUCGGGACGCGGACAAGUGAGCGGCAACGCGGCGGUUUAUGGCGCCGUAUCGAUCAGUGGCAUCGGUAUUUAUAUCUAAACAUGGGACAGGUUUAAAAAAAAAAAAAAAAAAAAAAGCUCUCUUAGAUUCUUUAUGCAAACAGAAAAGUCAACUUUAACACCGUUUACUGAAAUCUGAUUUAGAUCAUAGCAGGCGAAGGCGCGUGAAACUGAGACGACUCGUCUCUCGGUGGGUCGGGACGAACGAGUGCUGAUCCACGUGGACGGGCCCUGAAAAACGGCAGAAAGGCCUGAUUCCAAAUGUUUUUUUUUAUUAGUGUUCAGCUUGACAAACUUUCAGAAAGUGAGAUAAUGUGUGAGGGCUGAUAAAAUCAUUGUUGUUACACUUUAAAGAAGCAGUGCUGACUGAAUCCAAGUGAAUGACAGGGCAGCGGGCGGGAAUUUAGGCAUUUCUGUUUGGGCUGUUGUGUCCGGCACAAUGCAUUAAAAAACAAAUAUAAAUAGAUGGAGAUAAAAUACUGUAACCAGGGUUAAAGUAGUGACUCUGAGCUUUAGUUUAAGUGUUUUCUUUAUUUCACUUCCAAUGAACUCUGUAAUAAUUGUAGCAUUUUUAUUUUUUUUUUUCGUAUACGCACACCUAUAAAGGAUAAAAGUCCUGCACCUAUGGGACUUGUUUACCCUUAAAGCUCAGAGUCACUUCUACCUCCUUGUUACAAAGCAUUUGAGUCAAAACGAAAGUAUGAGAAUCAUUCUGCUUCUCAAAAACACUUUAAAAACUGCACCGUAAACUCAGAAACGCCUCAGUCCGGUUUUACUGCCAUAGCACCUUCCGGCCACAAGGGGGCGCACGGUAAAACACGACCUCAUAGUUCUCUGCAUCAUAACUUCUUUCUUUCUUUCGGUGGUGUUGUGUUGGUGCAGAGGAGUGUUUCCUCUGAGCCAGAAACGCAACCACAUGAUAAAGAAGAGUAAAAGUUGAGGAUGGGGCAAAGUGUUGGGACUUAAUCAUCCUUUUCACAUCGUUACAUUACAGAAUCGGUUUGAAAAAGACUCAGAGAAGGGAACAAGGAAAAAGUAAAGCUGGUAUUUUUUUUUUUUUUUUUUUUAGAUAAAACAUAUUCAAACGUCAAAGUGGAAACUCAGUUCAGUGACUCCACCGCUUUAUUCUGUCCUUCAAAUGAAAGCAGGAAAACUUCUGGUCUUUUUUUUUUUUUAAGGUCGGCAUAAUAAUUUAACAUUACCGCUUCAGUAUCUGGAACGAGCCAAGUGCUUUCCACACGCAAACAUCUCGCACCACCUCCGGUCGGAGGGUUUAGAGCGUCCGUUAGUGACGAGUUUGUAGAGCGAUGCUGGUAGAUUUUUUAAAAACUUUCUGUUUUCAAACGCAUCCGACUGACAGACGUCAACGCUGUGAAACAUCCAGCGAAACGUCUUUCUCAAACUGGAAACAACUUCUUUCUGUCCUCUGGUUCAUGCUGUUGUUGUUUGACAUUGCACAGAGUCCAAGCACUUAAGAGCAACUCCUUUUUUUUUUUUUUUAUCAUAUUUACAACAAAACAUAACAAAAUAAAACUCCCCACACAUGCCUUCAGUUAGCCGCCAGCAGCAACCGCACAACUACUACGAAGAGAUCCUCAGAUAAAGAUAUAAUAUUGUGUUAUAAAGCCAUAAAACAGAGAAAAAAUGUACAUAAUAUAUAUAAAUAUAUAUAGAUACAUAUAUAAAUACGGGCAAAUAUCACCAUUUUGAACCAAACUUGUACGUUGAAUGAAACAAGUGCUAUCAAGAUUGUGCUUUUUUGUACUCGACAACACAAAGCGUGGAAGGUAGCAUAAAGGAUUCAUUUUAAAUUCAAACAGAACAUAAAUUUGUGAUGUGUAGGGGGGUGAAAUAAUUUAAAAAAUAAUAAUAAUAAUUAUUAGUGAGAGUGCCGGUCCCGUGAAGCCAAGUUUCAAAAAAAUAUUAAAAAAAAAAUUGGGAAACCAAAGACGGAGCGACGAGGAGAAGGAAGUGGUCGUUUGUCAGACGACAACACUAAUGUGAAAUGCUUGAACACUGUUUGAAAGCGACACCUGUAUUUUUGUGAAUUGUAAAUAAACUCGCUAUGGCAGCUCCUCGCAGAAGCAGGGUCUUCUCUUGGUGCUGGCUCUCCAAGCGCUGAGAGAC
Molecule: messenger RNA, 3514 nt
Organism: Mugil cephalus (flathead mullet)
Lineage: Eukaryota; Metazoa; Chordata; Actinopteri; Mugiliformes; Mugilidae
Product: mitoferrin-2-like
Exons: 4
Coding region: 151-1368 (405 amino acids)
Biological process (GO): iron import into the mitochondrion
Cellular component (GO): mitochondrial membrane
Molecular function (GO): ferrous iron transmembrane transporter activity
Source: RefSeq, a predicted model, not a curated record